GGGCCAAGGCCGGCCGAGAGACGUGUGAGGGGCAGAUAGGGGGCAGGGAGAGGAAGAGGGCAGAGGGAGGCCCGGGGUGUCUGUCCACAGUUGCCCACCGAGCCCCUUGGAGUGUGCAGGGGGCCGCUGCGGGGAUGAACUUUGCCGUGGGCUUCAAGCCGCUGUUGGGGACUUCGCAGAGCAUGGACAACCUGGAGAAGCAGCUCAUCUGCCCCAUCUGCCUGGAGAUGUUCACCAAGCCGGUGGUCAUCCUGCCCUGCCAGCACAACCUCUGCCGCAAGUGCGCCAACGACAUCUUCCAGGCCUCCAACCCUCUCUGGCAGUCGCGCGGCUCCACGUCGGUGUCCUCAGGAGGUCGGUUCCGGUGCCCAUCCUGCCGGCAUGAAGUGGUGCUGGACCGGCAUGGCGUUUAUGGGCUGCAGCGCAACCUCCUCGUGGAAAACAUCAUUGACAUCUACAAGCAGGAAUCCUCUCGACCCCUCCAUGCCAAGGCGGAGCAGCAGCUGAUGUGUGAGGAGCAUGAGGAGGAGAAGAUCAACAUCUACUGCCUCACCUGCGAGGUCCCCACCUGCUCCAUGUGCAAAGUCUUUGGGGCCCACAAGGACUGCGAAGUGGCCCCUCUGACCAACAUCUACAAGCGCCAGAAGGGGGAGCUGAGCGAUGGCAUCGCCAUGCUGGUGGCUGGGAACGACCGGAUCCAGGCCAUCAUCACCCAGAUGGAGGAGAUCUGCAAAACCAUUGAGGACAACGCCCGGCGGCAGAAGCAGCACCUCUGCCUGCGCUUUGACUCCUUGUACAGCAUCCUGGAAGAGCGCAAGAAGGAGCUUCUGCUGGAGAUCGGGCGGGAGCAGGACGACAAGCUCCAGCGGGUGCGGGGCCUGAUCCGCCAGUAUGGGGACCACCUUGAGGUCUCCUCCAAGCUGGUGGAGUCGGCCAUCCAGUCCAUGGAGGAGCCCCAGAUGGCUGUCUACCUCCAGCAGGCAAAGGAGCUGAUCAAAAAAAUCACAGACAUGUCCAAAGUCUCCAUGAGCAGCCACCCAGAGCCUGGCUAUGAAAGCAUGGACCACUUCACGGUCAACAUCGACCACGUGGCGGAAAUGCUGAGGACAAUUGAAUUCCAGACAGAUGCUGCUGGAGAGGACGCGGAGCAGGAGGGUCUUGGCCCAGAGGGGGGCCUGGAGGCAGAAGAGGGAGAACAUCUGGAGGGGACAGAUGCCCCCGAGGGGACGGAAGAUGGAGAGAACCUGCCCCGGCUGAGGCCAAAGCCAGCGAGUGCCUCUCAUGCAGGUCAGCACUGAGGAGUCAAAGCAGCAGCGUCCCCCCCGCCGCCCCCGCCAAAGGACUUCCUCGCUUUCGCCUGCACUUUGCCGAGUUUUUAAUCUGCCGAGAGAAUAAAGUUGUGUCACGUUUGCUAAA
Messenger RNA from Podarcis raffonei (Aeolian wall lizard), 1416 nucleotides. It is a transcript of the gene TRIM54, whose product is annotated as tripartite motif containing 54. The transcript has 10 exons. NCBI's taxonomy places the organism in Eukaryota, Metazoa, Chordata, Lepidosauria, Squamata, Lacertidae. Bases 135 to 1298 code for a protein of 387 amino acids. Gene Ontology annotation, molecular function: zinc ion binding. The record is from RefSeq and is a predicted model, not a curated record.